Molecule: messenger RNA, 891 nt
Organism: Stylophora pistillata
Lineage: Eukaryota; Metazoa; Cnidaria; Anthozoa; Scleractinia; Pocilloporidae
Biological process (GO): positive regulation of kinase activity; protein phosphorylation; cell surface receptor protein tyrosine kinase signaling pathway
Cellular component (GO): signaling receptor complex; plasma membrane
Molecular function (GO): ATP binding; transmembrane receptor protein tyrosine kinase activity
Source: RefSeq, a predicted model, not a curated record
CCAUUCUUAGAUGCUCCCGCUGGUGCAAAACUCAUUACCAUUCCCAGAAACACCACAGUGCUUCGCAAUAGUCUCUUCACUUUAAUAUGCCAAGCUGAUGCUAGUCCUGAAGCUGAAUUUAAAUUGUAUUUUAAUGGUCGCUUCAUCAAAAUUAGCAGCUCCGGGAUAUUUCAUGUAACUGUGAUGUCUGAUGGUUCUUACACGUGUGUUCCUAUCAAUAAAGUUGGCGCAGGAAAGAAUGCCAGUGUCAUUGUCACGGCUGUCGAUGCUCCAGUAGUCACAGUUUCACCGGAGGUAAAAACCGUCGACGAGGGGAGCAACUUGAAUUUGACAUGUGCUACGUUUGGGAAACCGAAACCCAGCAUUAAGUGGACUGAGGUUGGCUGUUCUGAUGUUCUCUCAAAUGCCUUACUACUCACCAUUGUGAAUGUAACCAGACCUAAGACACCAAACAGCAAAAUCCAGUAUCAAUGCAGAGCUAGCAAUGGAGUGGGGACACCUACCAUAGCUACAGCCAUCAUCAUAGUGAACUAUCCAGCGGCGAUCACUAACCCCGGAAAUCAGACAUUCAGUAAGAAAUCUGGAGAGGAGGUUAGCUUUUCUUGUUAUUAUGACGGUUAUCCAACACCAACAGUUACGUGGACAAAGGAUGAUGUCGUCAUGAAUUGGAAUUCUGAAGAUAAUCCCAGUAAAGUUACUUUUCAUGUAAAAGAGUCCAGUCGUGGGUUGUAUCGCUGCAAAGUUGAAGAUGGAUUAAACAUGGUUUACAAAUGGUUUCACCUCAGUAAGUAGAUUUGAUCUAAAGUUAUGCAACGUAGCGAUUUUGAAAAGUUUCUUGCGUUUCAUUUCUUUUAAAUGAUGCGACACUAUAAAGUAACAGAAUUAUUGGCA